Molecule: messenger RNA, 1381 nt
Organism: Dermacentor andersoni
Lineage: Eukaryota; Metazoa; Arthropoda; Arachnida; Ixodida; Ixodidae
Source: RefSeq, a predicted model, not a curated record
AGAGAAUGGUAUAAAACGGCUCGCUCUUGCAGGGCAGCAACCCUCCUGAAAUUCCUGCACUGGAAAGUGAAUGAAAUCCGGGAUGACUACUAUGCAUUGCGCUGCCGUGUUUUUGGUCGUCGCCUUCUUUAUGGCCGCGCAGGGUAUACCGUCGGCCAGGACCUUUGCCUCGUCGCAGCAUCGCGCCCCCCAUCAGCAUCCCGCCUUUGCAGGCGCCUCGCACCAGACCAUCAAGCACGGACCCCAAGUUCUGGUCGAAGGCGACUCUUUCGUUUCCGCUCUUGUCUGCCGAGUUGUCAAGGUUCCUAUUGGCCAGUCCGGUGCUCAGACAUCCAUGCCGUCCAACAACGUCCCGGCCACUGUUGCAGUUUGUUAUCCGCCAAUUACGGCGUCGUCAGUCAUCUCCUCCACGCAGGAUGCCUUGUCGAAUCUUAGGUCCAGCGUCCAAACGGCUGUAGACAGACUUGUCGAGCCUGUUGUCACCGCCUUGCAGGACGCGUCGCUAUGGCUCAACCGCACGUCGCAGCUUCACCUGCACCAAUCCCACCAGCACUCUGCUCAACACGCGCACCAGCAUGGCGGCCAAGCUCACCACACACACAUGCACGAAAUUAACAACCACCACGAGCAUCAUCACAUGCAUGGUGGUCACGACAACAACCACGCGGCUAAUGAGCACGCCCCCAACCACCAGGUUCACCCUACUCGCCGUCAUGACACCCCGCCAAGGGUUGCAGACCCGGCUGUGCCGAUGACCGUCGUAUCCGUUCCUGUCCUGGUUCCCGCAGUACAUGCCGGCUCUCUUCCCCUUUUAAACUUGUCUUCCGUUGUUCCUGCCGGUGUCGACGUGGCCUCUCUGCAGCUUUCAAACAACGGAUGGGAUAACGUCACAUCGUCGUUCAGCGCUACUGCCGGAUUUAUCGCUGCCACAACCCAGCCUGCAUCAACGCCCGCGGGUGGUGACCUUGUCGGCCGCUCUGGUGUUGCACCCACCGCGCCAAGCGCGGACGCCCCAGAUACUCUGGCGUCAGACGUGCACACUUCUACAACACUAUUCAAUAUUAGCAUGCUUUCGGUUGGGUCUGAUAACCUCGACGCCUUGGCCAGACAGUUUCAUGUUAUAGACCACCGCCCUGUAUGUCCUUAUGAUUGUGUACCACCGGAACAGCGGCGGUAACACCUACGACGACGAGGUUUUUCACGGCGGCGACAAACUUUUACUGCAGUGCGUAACUAGUGGGGCGAUACAGCCGUGAUUAGUAUUUCAGAAAAAUCGCUGUACACACACAGUUGGCAUUGCACCAGAUGACCUUUAGCGUGGGUAUUUUGCUUUUACAAUGCCGCAUGUAAAAGUGGCAAUAAACCCGGCUGUUUUUAUGCA